GCCAGCACCAGCAACGUCUCAGCACCUAGAAGGCCCGUCUAGAGAGAUGCAACCGCCACACAUCCCUAACUUGGAUAAGAAGAUUGAUCAAGAGGUAUGUCUGUCUCUCCAAUCGGGAAGCAGAGGCUGACCCCAUUCUAGCAGCUUGAAAACCAGCCACAUACAGGAAAGAACGCCUCCGUCGAUUACUGGGUAAACAAUCAGCAGUGGCCCAGAGAGCUCUUCGGAUUGAGAUCUACGGGCCAGCUGGAUGAAUUAGAAUCUCCAGGAAUCCAUCCCAACUCGUACCCAACCAAAACGGAUACACAAGGAACCGUGACUUGGGCCUAUGAUAGGCCAUUUUAUGGGAAAUACCUCAAGACUAAGGGCGGUUAUAUGACAAGGCACAAGGACGGGAUUGCAAGUGGCCAUGAAGAUUCCUGUCGGAAGCUUUUAGAAAAAGAAUGCAUGACACCCGCGGGCACAGCUUUCGACGAUGAUGCUUUGGAGUAUUUGGAAGAUGGACUGCCAGAGAAAAACGAAACCGCCCUUACUCGCAUGAUUGCGCAAUUGAUUGUUCCUUCGGCCGAGCUGGAGGUUUGCAGCGGCCGGCUGGGCUUGGUGGGCUUGGUAGAGAGUAUGGAUGAGCCUUGGGAUGGAUCGACUUCCCUGGACGCCAAGGACCCGAGGAAACCACGAGCACGACAAACUCCACGAGCUUUGCGAUACGUACUCCCAACACCGCAGCCGGAUUAUGCACUUGGAUUUAAACUUUGGAGUUGUGCGUUUACCUCCGAGCAGUUCGACAAGCUUGAGCCCUUCCUGGGUGAAUUUAACAAGACAUCUGCCUUCAAGGGCACCGAUGAUAUGCUUUUCCCGUUCUUUACCGCAGAGCUGAGGUCCAGUACCGGAAGUCUGGAGAUAGCAAGCCGAAAGAAUGCCCACAGCAUGACUCGUGCACUCAGAGGCGUGGUUGAGCUUUUCAAACUGGCUGGGCGUCAGGAUGAAUUGCAUCGAAGGCCUCUAGGCUUUUCGAUUUCUCACGAUCACCUCCGAGUGCAAAUCUUUGUCCAUUAUCCGGUGAUUGAAGACGGAAGAACAACAUAUCAUCGUGAGCUGCUCAAGUCGUUUGACUUGCUAUCCAGGGAGGACAGGUGGAGACCGUAUAAGUUCGUUAUGGCCCUUUACAAGGACUGGGUCCCGACUCACCUUGAAUUGCUGCGUUCGGCGGUUACCGACCUACCGAUGAUCAAGUUUGAAGAGUCGGUCGGGUCCUAGAUCCUGUCUAAGCUCUUUUAAUGUGUCUCUAACGCAUAGGAUCAGGAUGGGCGUGGUGAGUAAUUUGUAUGCGGCAUCGGCGCGAGCAGAGAGCAGUUCAUUUAUAAAGUCUUUUAGUUGUAUACUUUAGGUGAUUGAGUUUGGAUAGUGAUCAGUAGCUGCUAGCCGCUGGACUUCUGGGAUAAGAGCCAGUGGGCCUUUUAGUUCGACGAGAUGAAAAAGACAGUCACAUUCGUG
Molecule: messenger RNA, 1494 nt
Organism: Aspergillus heteromorphus CBS 117.55
Lineage: Eukaryota; Fungi; Ascomycota; Eurotiomycetes; Eurotiales; Aspergillaceae
Exons: 1
Coding region: 376-1257 (293 amino acids)
Source: RefSeq, a predicted model, not a curated record